Molecule: messenger RNA, 902 nt
Organism: Pundamilia nyererei
Lineage: Eukaryota; Metazoa; Chordata; Actinopteri; Cichliformes; Cichlidae
Gene: tprg1
Product: tumor protein p63 regulated 1
Exons: 5
Coding region: 198-869 (223 amino acids)
Cellular component (GO): cytoplasm
Source: RefSeq, a predicted model, not a curated record
GCUGCUGUCAGAAGCGCAGACCAUGCGCCGUCUGUAUAAAUCGGAUGUGCGCAAACGUGAGCGCUGCUGUCCGCCGCCAUUCAAAACAAACACUGGGCCCGGAACAAGGAAGUCGUGCACCUGUUGCUCCUGCCUUACAGUACCUUUCCACACGUACUGCGCUUUCUAUAAUCUAAGAAGAGUUGUGAAGCCUCAUCAUGGCAGACGCGGAGGAUGAAGUAGUUAAAGGAAGUGAAGAGCAGCAGCAGCAGGCGGAGGAGGAGGUUGAUCUCAGCUCCUCUCCGACCCCUCCGGAGGACUCUCGGACAGCUGCUGGCCGCAAAGGGGACGCGCAGGAGCGGCCAGCGGAGAGCGUGGCCACCUCGACCCAGGGCCGUCACCUACUGGUGGAGCCCACCCUGGACCAGUUUAAACUAAGGAAGUUUUUCGUGUUAAGGCCUGGCACUCUGAAUCAGGCCAUCAAAGACGUUGAAGCUCUGGUGAAUGAGGAGGUAGAUGGCAGCGUUCUCAGCGUUUGGCUGAUGGCAGAAGUGGAUCACUGGAACAAUGAAAAGGAGCGCAUUGUUCUCAUCACAGAAUUCUCUCUCCUGGUCUUCAAGUACGACUUCAUGAUGUUCAACUGUGACCAGAUGCAGAGGAUCCCGCUUAACUUUGUGGACCGCAUCUCCCACGGCACCUUCAGCUUCCCAAAGCGCUCCCUGCUGGAGAGAAACGGAGAAGGGGUGCGAGUCUUCUGGGACCGGCUGAGAGAGCCUUCCUUUACCUCCAGGUGGAACCCCUUCGCCACCGACUUCCCCUUCAUCACAUUCACGUACCACCCCGUGAGAAAGAUCAGCGAUGUCUUCACUGCUCUCACUGAUGUAAGUUGAUUAAGCAUGUAUGGAUCUCUAUAGAUCACACAC